GACAAUAACUUGUAUGUCUUGAAUACCACGACCAAAGCAUGGUCUAUUGCAGCGGUGAAUGGCGGCAAGCCCGUUUCUCGAUCUGGUCACAGCAUGACUUUGGUCGGCUCUCAUCUCAUCAUUUUCGGCGGCAAGGGCGCAAAUGGUAUCAUCUUCAACGAUAUGCUCAUGUACAAUGUUGAGACUCUCUUUUCAUUCGCUUCGAAGUGGCAGGAAGUGAGCAGCAAUCGAUCUAUGCGUGCAUCACCUCGAAGCAACCACACAGCCGUUGUCCAUGCAGACAAGUUGUACAUCUUUGGCGGUCUCAGCGAUGACAAGGUACACAGCGACUUUUGGGAGUACGAUCCAGAGACCGAGACAUGGUUUGAGAUUGAGUGCUCCGGUUAUUUGCCAGGGCCUCGACACAGCCACGCAGCGGUCGUUAUUGAUGGCAUCAUGUACAUGUUUGGUGGUGUCAACGACAAGGGCCAGUACUCGGGUGACAUGUUUGCAUACCGAUUUGCUAGCCGCUACUGGCAUCGAGUGGACAUGACCAAUGUGCGGCCCACAGCGCGUGCCAAUCACGCUUUGUGUGCGGUUGGUAGUAAGUUAUUCCUUUUCGGUGGU
Molecule: messenger RNA, 606 nt
Organism: Protomyces lactucae-debilis
Lineage: Eukaryota; Fungi; Ascomycota; Taphrinomycetes; Taphrinales; Protomycetaceae
Exons: 1
Molecular function (GO): protein binding
Source: RefSeq, a predicted model, not a curated record